Merops nubicus (carmine bee-eater) is the source of this 390-nucleotide messenger RNA. RefSeq names its product lectin, galactoside-binding, soluble, 2 (gene LGALS2). The transcript has 3 exons. NCBI's taxonomy places the organism in Eukaryota, Metazoa, Chordata, Aves, Coraciiformes, Meropidae. The annotation marks the transcript as partial. Gene Ontology annotation, molecular function: carbohydrate binding. The record is from RefSeq and is a predicted model, not a curated record.
GAAAAACUGGAAAUCUCCAACCUGAAUAUGAAGCCUGGGAACACUCUGAAGGUCAAGGGCAAGAUAUCUGAGGAUGAGGACAACUUCAGCAUCAACCUGGGCUGCAGCUCCUCAGAUCUGGCCUUUCACUUCAACCCUCGCUUCAACGAGUCUGUCAUCGUCUGCAACUCCAGGUGCUCUGGGGCCUGGGAGGCAGAGCAUCGUGAUGACCACCUCUGCUUCUCCAAGGGCUCCACUGUCAAGAUUGCCAUUGAAAUGCUGGCAGAUAAAUUUGAAGUGAAACUACCAGAUGGGCAUAAAGUUGAGUUCCCCAACCGACACUGCUACGACAAGAUCAAGUACAUGAGUGUCAAGGGAGGCUUCAGGGUCACCUCCUUCAAGCUGGACUGA